CUGUGGAGUCUGCUAGCAUAUAUGGGAAUAUUGUUUUGGAGACAAGGCAACUUUUGGAGAGUUCUCGCUCUUGGAGAAUUUCUAAUGUAACACGAGAGGGGAAUAUGGCUGCUUACUUGUUGGAUAAGUUUAUUGUAUCUCACCGGUCCCGGUGUGUGUGGUUUAAUGUUUGUUCCAGUGUGUUGGUGAAUGUUGUAAAUGCGGAUCGAAUUUAAUGGAAAGCUACAUUUUCCUCUAAAAAAAAAAAAAAGAAGUGGCCGGGGGACUUUAAGAGAUGCGAACAGCGAAGCGCAGAGAAGAAGCUCCAUAUGGAGAACCCAAGAGCAAAGUACGGCAGUGCGCAGCAAAGGAAGGGCCGUGGGCGUGGAGUGGUUCUUUUCCCACUGCCUCUUCAAGGCCACAUAAACCCUAUGCUUCAGCUUGCAAACAUCCUCUACUCCAAAGGCUUUUCCAUCACCAUAAUUCACACCCACUUCAAUUCCCCCAACUCUUCCAACUACCCCUCCUUCACCUUCUAUUCAAUCCCCGACGGCUUGUCGGAGAGUGAAGCGUCCACUGCAGAUGUCAUAGAGCUCGUCACACUCCUUAAUGUCAACUGUGUCACGCCCUUCCGGGAUUGCCUGGCUAAGUUGUUGUCCGUUCCUCUCGAGGAACCCAUUGCUUGCAUAAUUACUGAUACCGUCUGGCACUUCACCCAAGCUGUUGCCGACAGCUUUAAUCUCCCCAGGAUCGUGUUACGCACUAGUAAUGUCGCUUCAUUUCUUGGUUUCGCCUGCUUUCCAUUUCUGCGGGAAAUGGGUUACCUCCCCAUACAAGAGUCUCAAUUAGAAGCAGCUGUACCAAAUCUUCCACCACUUAAAGUCAAAGACAUUCCGUUGAUUGACACGAGAAAUCAGGAGGACUUGUACGGACUAAUAUCCAGCAUGGUAAAAGAAAUCAAGGGCUCCUCAGGGCUUAUAUGGAACUCAGUUGAAGAGCUUGAGCAAUCUGAACUGAUCACAGUCGGCCAGGAUUUUGCCAUCCCAGUGUAUCCAAUAGGCCCAUUUCACAGCUACUUUCCAGCCUCAUCAAGUAGCUUACUAACACAAGACCAGAGUUGCCUUUCCUGGCUAAAUACACAAGCGCCAAAAUCCGUACUCUACGUGAGCUUUGGGAGUAUUGCGACACUCAGUGACACAGAGUUUACAGAGAUAGCUUGGGGGCUAGCAAGCAGCAACCAACCCUUCUUGUUGGUGGUCCGACCAGGGUUAGUCCGUGGGUCAGAAUGGCUUGAAACUUUGCCAAAUGGGUUCCUAGAGAUGAUGAAUGGGAGGGGCCACAUUGUCAAAUGGGCUCCACAGCAGGAAGUGCUGGCUCAUGCCGCCACCGGAGGAUUUUGGACUCACAAUGGGUGGAAUUCGACGUUGGAGAGUAUAUGUGAAGGGGUUCCCAUGAUUUGUUGGCCUUGUUUCGGUGACCAAAAGGUCAAUGCAAGAUACGUGAGCCAUGUUUGGAAAAUUGGGGUGCAUUUAGAGAAUAGGCUAGAGAGAGGGGCGAUAGAUAAAGCAAUUAGAAAGGUAAUGGUGGAGACUGAAGGCGAGGAGAUGAGAGACAGAAUUGUGCAUCUGAAGGAAAAGGUCCAUCUUUCUCUAAGGCAAGGGGGUUCUUCACAUCAAGCCCUAGAGAGCUUGAUUAGUUACAUAUCUUCCUUCUAGUCGUAUCAUAAUUAUUUAUUGAUCGAAUAAAUUGAUUGGUAUCUUUGAGCUUACUUUGAUCAAAAUACUUCAAUAUUCCAAAUAUAUAGAAGUAUCUGAUUCUACUU
Molecule: messenger RNA, 1801 nt
Organism: Alnus glutinosa
Lineage: Eukaryota; Viridiplantae; Streptophyta; Magnoliopsida; Fagales; Betulaceae
Product: UDP-glycosyltransferase 76B1-like
Exons: 2
Coding region: 309-1694 (461 amino acids)
Molecular function (GO): UDP-glycosyltransferase activity
Source: RefSeq, a predicted model, not a curated record